Drosophila takahashii is the source of this 1199-nucleotide messenger RNA. It is a transcript of the gene Rad51D, whose product is annotated as Rad51 recombinase D. Gene Ontology annotation, cellular component: replication fork; centrosome; Rad51B-Rad51C-Rad51D-XRCC2 complex. The record is from RefSeq and is a predicted model, not a curated record. Gene Ontology annotation, biological process: reciprocal meiotic recombination; double-strand break repair via homologous recombination; telomere maintenance. Gene Ontology annotation, molecular function: four-way junction DNA binding; single-stranded DNA binding; ATP-dependent activity, acting on DNA. NCBI's taxonomy places the organism in Eukaryota, Metazoa, Arthropoda, Insecta, Diptera, Drosophilidae.
UUUUAUUUUUGUAGUGGAAAGAAUUUGAAUUUACCCGCGAUGCUAUCGGACAUUUUCAAAAAUCGAUGGCGAUAAUUUGUCUUCGAUAUUUCAGAAGAUAUAAACAAAAAAAAGCGCGCAAAAUGGACCUUCAACUUAUGAUUUUGGAAACAUCUACGGGAAAACUGCUAUCCGAGUAUCAGUUAAAUUUGCUCAGCAAAAACAACAUCGAGUCCUUGAUCGAUUUUUAUGAGGCGGAUGAGGAGAAACUCCACGAGCUGCUGCUUAUUGAAGUGGAAUCUGUCCGGGUACUGAAGAAGGAAUUGUCGCUGUUGCUGAAAAAGUCCGAGGAGGAAUGCACUCUGGACGUUGAAUAUGGCACGGGAAUAGAAGAGUUGGACAAACUGCUGGACUCCGUGGAACAGCACUUCAAGCCGGGCAGGAUCUGGGAGCUCUGUGGUCAGACCGGCGUGGGCAAGACUCAGGUGAUGUACACCUUGGCACUGAAUUUCGUUUGGAAGCACGCACUGCCAGUACUGUUUAUCGACACCAAGCGCGACUUCUCCUGCCACAGAAUAGAGGUCAUGCUCCGGGCAAGAAACACGGAUUCAGAAACCAGUGGGAGAGCCAUGAAAGACAUCCAGGUGGCGCAGGCUCCCACGGCUGCGGACCUUAUUAAUGUGCUAGAAACGUUUGACCAGCAACUGAUCGCGAAGAUGCAGGCUGCCGUGCAAACGAAAUUUGUGCUUAUUGAUUCCCUGGCAGCUUGCUUCGCCCACUAUCGCGGCAGGAGGAUGCAGUUGCUCAGGCAAUCGCUGCUGGUUGAACUCGCUUGCAAAAUCCGAAAACUGGCCUUCCGGGGUGUGGCCUUCUUGAUUGGCAAUGUUUCCUUUUUUGGAAAAGACGGUAUAAAGUUAAUACGCUUUUAUAUUACGAAAUCAACCGAAACUAUUUACUACGUCGCUCUAACAGAUAAUGGUUUUGAUGACGGCGAGGACAAUGGCAACAAUGAGGACACCUCGACGUCACAGCAGUUGGAGCCAAUGCUGGGUGCCUACUGGAGCUCGGUGUGCACACUGAGAUUGUCGUUGGAGCUGCCAGUGGAGGAGGACAUAACCCUCCAGGACGACGGCCGGCGUCUAUUGCAUGUCAUCUCCAACACCUACGGCCCCGUGGGUGACCACUGCCUGCUGCGCAUCGCGGAGGCUGGCGUGAUUUAG